This is a messenger RNA of Zea mays, 2995 nucleotides long. RefSeq names its product proline-rich receptor-like protein kinase PERK9. The transcript is spliced from 8 exons. Gene Ontology annotation, biological process: protein phosphorylation. The coding region runs from base 785 to 2791 and encodes 668 amino acids. Gene Ontology annotation, molecular function: ATP binding; protein kinase activity. Lineage: Eukaryota; Viridiplantae; Streptophyta; Magnoliopsida; Poales; Poaceae. The record is from RefSeq and is a predicted model, not a curated record.
CCAAAGUCCGCGCGCCGCCGUCAACUCAACACGGCGGGUUCGUUCGUGCGGCGCCCCCAGAGUCUCCCAUGGUUCCACCACCCCGCACCGCGGGGCGGGACGCCGAGUCGCGAGACCAGCUGUGGCCUGUGGGUGCGGUGCGGACCGCCGAGACAGACACUAGCGACAGCUCCCGAUGCCCCUCCACCCUCCUCUUCGUAACAAUGAGUAAAAAGUAAACUUGUUUUUCCUUCGAAAAAAAGGAGAUAUAGAUAGAGAGAGAGAGAGAGAGAGAGAGAGAAAAUUAUACCACUCCUCUCUGCUGUCCAAGGCAGGGGCCAGGGGCGGGCGGACAGCGGAGGCAAGAGGCGCGAGCUCGGCCCAAGGCGCUGAGGGAGACAGCCAGCCGCUGCAUUGCGCUACUACAUUGGCCAGGAGGGCUCGCCGCCGGGGGGAGGCUCGGAUCUCGCCGUCUCUGGCCACCCGUACCUGCUGCCGCGUGCUUCACUUGGUGCCGCUUUCCGCGCCUACUGGCGGGCGGCCUCGACUCCAGCGCGGCGUGAUCUGGCGCGCGCCACCGACGCCGCUCGCGUGGGGAGGCCUGGAUCUUGGCGCGCCGCGAGACCCCGGGGAGGACGGCGACGGCGCGCUCAUCAGUCGCCCGCAGUCCGCUGAGCUGCUGCCGACUGCGCCCGGCGGCCGGGAGAUCUGGCCGACGGCGCGGCGCUGCAGAUCCCGUCCUGCCUGCGCGCGUGGGCACGGCUCACUGCUGCUGUGGAGGCUGUUACGCGCGGUGGUGGUACCGAUGGGCUACGGGUACGUGGAACCCUUCCUGCCCCCACAGCAGCAGCAGCAGCAGGGGGGCUACGGGCAACUGCAGGCGCAGCUGGCUCCGCGGCCGCCGGCUUGCCCGUACUCGUCGUCCGCCUCCGCUCCGCCGGUCUCCGCGUCCUACCAUUCUUCGCCCCCGCCAACGUCGCCUCCGCCGCUAAGCAGCCCACCUCCGGCGUCCCCUUUACCGGAGCCAUCGCCGCCGUCGUCUCCGCCGCCGGCAUUGUUGCCUCCUCCGCCGGACGCUCCCCCUCCGUCGCUUCCCCCGUCACCGCUGCCACAUCCAACCCCGUCACCGCCUCAAGCCCCGCCGCCCCCGCUGCCGACGGACCAGCCGCGCGUUCAGCCCCGCGUAUACCCAUCACCGCCACCGCCGUCGCUUCCUCCUCCUCCUCCGCCGCCUCCCACCGUCUCGCCGCCAUCGCCGGGUCCAUCCAACUCUCCAUCGCCGUCGCCGUCGCCUGCUCCAGCUACACAAGCUCCAGCUCCGGCUCCUGCGCGUGUUGCUGCCUAUUCGCCUCCCCCGCCAAAAAUCGCCCCUCCCCCGCCACCGCACUAUCGCGGCAAGUCGCAUUACACGCCGCACUCGCCCGUGAAGUCGCAUUCGAACUCGACCCAUGCAGCUAGCGGCAGCGGCAACAACAUCGAGAUAUCGAGGGAAGCGGCCACCACCAUCGUAGCACUGGCCGGUCUCGCUAUGCUCAGCUUUAUUGGCGCCACCAUUUGGUUCGUCAAGAAAAAGCGCCGGCGCAUUGAGCCCCCGGCGACACUGCCUACACAGCAACCAGCUCCUCCGCCACCGCCCAACUACAUUCCAUCUUCGGCUGGAUCCUCACUAGCUUCAGAUGGGUUCUACUUGAGAUCGCCAGGGUAUCCUUUCAUGAGGUACAGCACUGGGAGCCGUGGUUUUCCAUACUCCCCAGCCGACUCUGGGAUUGGGUAUUCCCAUAUGCUCUUCACACCAGAGAAUUUGGCAGCUAUCACAGAUGACUUUGCAGAAGAGAACCUUUUGGGGGAAGGUGGAUUUGGGUGCGUGUUCAAGGGCAUUUUGCAAGAUGGUCGCCCAGUUGCCGUCAAGAAGCUCAAGAUUGGGAAUGGGCAAGGCGAGCGUGAGUUCAAGGCUGAGGUCGAUACUAUCAGCAGAGUACAUCAUAGACAUUUGGUUUCUCUAGUAGGCUAUUGCACUGCGGAGGGCCAGCGAAUGCUUGUUUACGAUUUUGUUCCCAACAACACACUUUAUUACCACCUCCAUGUAAGUGAAGCAUCACUGGAUUGGCAGACAAGGGUUAAGAUUGCAGCUGGAGCAGCUCGAGGGAUUGGUUACCUCCAUGAAGAUUGUCAUCCACGUAUUAUUCAUAGAGAUAUUAAAUCAUCCAAUAUUUUGUUGGAUAACAACUUCGAAGCUCAGGUUUCUGAUUUUGGACUUGCAAGGUUAGCUGCCGAUUCCAAUACACAUGUUACCACACGUGUCAUGGGGACAUUUGGGUAUUUGGCUCCAGAGUAUGCAUUGUCAGGCAAGUUAACAGCAAAGUCUGAUGUAUAUUCUUUUGGGGUUGUUCUUUUGGAGCUUAUUACAGGAAGAAAACCUGUUGAUGCUUCUCAGCCUUUGGGAGAUGAAAGUCUGGUUGAAUGGGCUCGUCCUCUUCUGAUGAAGGCAAUCGAGCUUCGGGAGUUUGGGGACCUUCCUGACCCCAGGAUGGGAAACAGGUUCGAUGAAAACGAGAUGUUCCAUAUGAUAGGAGCUGCGGCUGCAUGCAUUCGGCAUUCUGCAGCAAUGAGGCCACGGAUGGGGCAGGUGGUUAGAGCACUAGAUAGUUUAGCCGACUCUAAUCUGAACAACGGCCUCCAACCCGGACGCAGCGAGGUGUUCUUAGAGCCACAGACGGAGGAGAUUCGACUGUUCCAGCUGAGGGAGUUCGGCAGCCGGGACUGUAGCGACGAGCUGAGCCAAGCGAGCUGGAGAAGCCGAAGAGAUUUGUGAACAGAUUCGGUACAAGAUCAUUAACAUUCUUUUUUUUUGCUCAUUCUUUACAUGUAAUUAUCUCUUUUACAUGAUUCUUUUUUUGGUUUUACUCCUCCCUGAGGCCAUUCUUGUUCCCCGGUGGAAUAAAUUUUGCGUGAGAUAAGUAAAUUGAACCCUCUUUUUGCAGUGAAGAGAGUUCGGUUCCUGGCAUUCACUGACAAA